UUCGUAUAAUUCUAUUGCAAUGCCAGUGGAAAAUGAUAGCGACUUUUAUGAAGAUGGAGACCUUCAAUUCAAUUCAACCUUUGAAGAUGAAGAUGAAGCAUUCGAUUUGGAUGAUUUAUUACCGACUAUUGGUGAAUUUGGUAAAUAUCAGAAACUAUUGGUUUUUGGUAUUUGUCUACCUGCCUGCAUUCCCUGUGGAUUUUGUGCAUUUAAUCAACUUUUCAUGGCUGAUACACCAGAGGAUUACUGGUGUAAAAUACCAGAGCUACAUGAUUUACCAGUGGACCAACAAAAAAAUUUGGCUAUUCCGCAAGUUGUGGAACAUGGUAUUGAAACUUAUAGUAAAUGUUAUAAGUACGCUGUUAAUUGGACCGAAAUACUUGAAAAUUCCGACAUUAAUGAUAUCAGUGCAAAUAUAACAUGGGCUCAUGAGAAAUGUACCGAUGGCUGGGUAUAUAAUACCACAACUGUUUGGUCAUCUAUUGUUAUUGAUUUUGAUUUAGUUUGUGAUCGGGACAUUUAUCCAACAAUUGGCUUAGCUGCUUUAAACACUGGUGGACCAGUUGGUGUGUAUCUUUUUGGUUUAUUGAAUGAUAGAGCUGGCCGUCGUACAUCCUAUUUUACUUGCUUAGCUACAUUGCUAUUGGGAAGUCUUAUUACAUCCUUAAGUACAGAUUUUUGGACUUGGGCGGGCAGUCGUGUUAUUGUUGGUCUAACCAUACCGGCCGUAUAUCAGAUACCAUUUAUAAUUUCACUUGAACUUGUGGGUGAAAACUAUCGUUCUUUUGUGACAGUUAUGACUUGUACGUUUUAUACGUCGGGUAUAAUGCUAUUAUCGUUAGUAACAUAUUUGGAAAGAGAUUGGGUAAAAUUAUCGUAUUACACUUCAGUACCAUUUUACAGUUAUUUUUUGUACUUAUUUGUAAUGCCUGAGUCUCCUCGCUGGCUCUUAAUGCGUGGACGUCUUGAAGAGGCUUUAAAAGUACUAGAACGAAUGGCGCGCGUUAAUGGACGAGAAUUUCCACAAGUAAUCAAAUCAAAACUGGAAGCUAGAAUAUCACGUGAAAAAUUUAAAGAAAAAAAGAAAUCUUUAAAUGUUGGCGUACUGGACUUAUGUCGUACUCCAAACAUGCGUCUAAAAACUAUUUUAAUAACCCUUAGUUGGUUUGCUAAUGAAACGGUUUACCUAGGUUUAAGUUACUAUGGACCUUCGUUGGGUAGCAAUCAAUAUGUUAGUUUCUUUCUAUCGGCAGUGGUGGAAAUACCAAGUUAUUUAUGUUGUUGGUACUUGAUGGAUUGCUGGGGCCGUCGCUGGCCGUUAAGUUUAUCGAUGAUACUGGGUGGUGUGGCCUGCGUUAUUACAGUGAUGAUACCAGAUGAAGCUGUCGAUGAAACGCUCAUACUAUACCUCAUUUCAAAAGCACUAUUAUCUGCUUCAUUCUUAAUAAUUUAUCCAUUUGCUGGUGAAUUGUAUCCAACACAAGCACGUGGAAUUGGAAUUGGGGCAUCAAGUUAUAUUGGUGGUUUGGGUUUAAUAGUUAUACCAUUUGUUACUUACUUGGGAAAGGAAAAUCUUAAACUACCAUUAGUCAUAAUGGGUUUCGUAUCAAUGCUUGGAGGACUUACUGGACUUAGGCUACCAGAAACACUUCAUCAUCGUUUGCCGCAAACGUUAGAAGAAGGCGAAGAGUUUGGAAAAAAUUGGUCAAUGAAUGAUUGUUUGCACUGUCGACCCGCAGAACCAGUACCAUCGCAGCCUGCAUCUUAUGAAAAUUUAGAUGUAUUAGCUUCUAAUACUGCUUCAGAUGUUGAACUCGAAAUGAAAGCGACCGGCUUAUCCGGAAAGAGAAAACGACCCAGAUCUAUUAUUGACGAACGAACACCACUUGAUGAAAAUCGGCCACAACGUAUUUCCAUGAAACGUUUAGUACGUCAAAUGAGUGUAAUGGAUACACAAAAGACACAUGAUGGCACUAUGCAAUUGACACAUUGGAUAUAAGUGAUACAUUUUUAGAGAAGUACAGUCAAUGUCAGUAUUUUGGUAUAGAAAUUUAAUUUGUACAAAUUUAGAAGCGCAAUUAAAUGUUUAAAUAUUUAAACAAA
This is a messenger RNA of Teleopsis dalmanni, 2103 nucleotides long. Its product is annotated as carcinine transporter. The coding region runs from base 20 to 1999 and encodes 659 amino acids. Gene Ontology annotation, molecular function: transmembrane transporter activity. Gene Ontology annotation, biological process: transmembrane transport. The record is from RefSeq and is a predicted model, not a curated record. Gene Ontology annotation, cellular component: membrane. Lineage: Eukaryota; Metazoa; Arthropoda; Insecta; Diptera; Diopsidae. The transcript has 9 exons.